AUGGGCGAUGCUCUUAUGGCAGAGUUUGGAAAAGCUGCUUCUUUUCUGAGGAAGUCAGAUAAAGAACGACUUGAAGCUCAAACAAGACCAUUUGAUAUCAAGACCGAAUGCUUCGUAGUGGAUGAAAAAGUGGAAUAUGUCAAGGGGCAAAUUCUCAGCAAAGAUGGAGGAAAGGCGACCGUCAAAACAGAGGAUGGUAGGACUGUAACAGUCAAAGAGACAGAUGUCCACCCCCUGAACCCUCCUAAAUUCGACAAAAUCGAAGACAUGGCAAUGUUCACUUUCCUACAUGAGCCUGCUGUGCUGUUUAACCUUAAAGAGCGUUACGCAGCAUGGAUGAUUUACACCUACUCUGGGCUGUUUUGUGUUACAGUCAACCCAUACAAAUGGCUACCUGUGUAUGAUGCGGAGGUAGUCGCAGCUUACAGAGGGAAAAAGAGAUCGGAAGCUCCUCCUCAUAUCUUCUCCAUCUCAGAUAAUGCUUAUCAGUACAUGUUAACUGACAGAGAGAACCAGUCCAUCCUUAUCACUGGAGAAUCUGGUGCUGGAAAGACUGUUAACACCAAAAGAGUGAUCCAGUAUUUUGCAAGCAUUGCAGCCGCUGGAGGAAGCAGUGGCAAAAAGGACACCAACAAAGGCACACUGGAGGAUCAAAUUAUCCAGGCCAACCCUGCACUUGAAGCAUUCGGUAAUGCAAAAACGGUGAGAAAUGACAACUCUUCUCGCUUUGGAAAGUUUAUUCGCAUUCAUUUUGGAACAAGUGGUAAACUUUCUUCAGCUGACAUUGAAACAUACCUGCUGGAAAAGUCUCGUGUGACCUUUCAGCUGAAGUCAGAAAGGAAUUACCACAUCUUUUUUCAGAUAUUGUCUAAUGCAAAGCCUGAGCUGCUGGAUAUGCUGUUGAUUACCAAUAAUCCCUACGAUUACUCUUACAUCUCCCAAGGAGAGGUAACUGUUGCAUCCAUAAAUGAUAGCGAGGAGUUGAUGGCCACUGACAGUGCCUUUGAUGUGCUUGGCUUUACCCCAGAUGAGAAGAUGGGGGUCUACAAACUAACUGGUGCGAUCAUGCAUUAUGGUAACAUGAAGUUCAAGCAGAAACAACGUGAAGAGCAGGCAGAACCAGAUGGUACAGAAGCUGCUGACAAAUCAACCUACCUGAUGGGUCUCAACUCUGCUGAUCUCCUUAAAGGGCUCUGUCAUCCGAGGGUUAAAGUCGGCAAUGAAUAUGUCACAAAAGGCCAAGGUGUGGAUCAGGUGUACUACUCAAUUGGUGCACUGGCUAAGUCAGUGUAUGAGAAGAUGUUCACUUGGAUGGUGGCAAGAAUCAAUCAAUCCCUGGACACCAAGCAACAUCGACAAUAUUUAAUUGGUGUACUAGAUAUUGCUGGAUUCGAAAUCUUUGAUUUCAACACAUUUGAGCAGCUUUGCAUAAACUUUACUAAUGAAAAACUGCAACAGUUUUUCAAUCAUCACAUGUUUGUCUUGGAGCAAGAGGAGUACAAAAAGGAAGGAAUAGACUGGGAGUUCAUUGACUUUGGCAUGGACUUGCAAGCCUGUAUUGAUCUAAUUGAGAAGCCCCUUGGCAUCAUGUCUAUUCUAGAGGAAGAGUGCAUGUUUCCAAAAGCAAGUGACCAGACCUUCAAAGCAAAGCUUUAUGAUAACCAUCUGGGCAAGUCAAGUAUGUUCCAAAAGCCACGUGCUGUCAAAGGCAAGGCGGAGGCACACUUUGCAUUGGUUCACUAUGCUGGCACAGUUGAUUACAAUAUUUCAGGCUGGCUCGUGAAAAACAAAGAUCCUCUGAACGAAACAGUAGUUGGGCUGUAUCAAAAAUCAUCUCUCAAGCUUCUUAGCCAUCUGUUUUUGAGCUACGCUGGAGCAGAGGCAGGCGAAAAAGGUGGAAAAGGAGGCAAAAAAAAGGGAUCAUCUUUUCAGACUGUGUCAGCCCUGCACAGAGAAAAUCUCAACAAGCUAAUGACCAAUCUUAAAACUACCCAUCCACAUUUUGUUCGCUGCUUAAUUCCCAAUGAGACCAAGACCCCCGGAAUCAUGGACAACUGCCUAGUGAUGCACCAGCUUCGCUGCAAUGGAGUGCUAGAGGGAAUCAGAAUCUGCAGAAAAGGUUUUCCAAACCGGGUAGCCUACGGUGAUUUCAAACAGAGGUACAGAAUUCUAAAUGCCUCUGCAAUCCCAGAAGGUCAGUUUAUUGAAAACAAAAAAAGUGCUGAGAAGCUCCUGGGAUCGCUUGACAUCGACCAUACACAGUACAAGUUUGGUCACACAAAAGUAUUUUUUAAAGCAGGACUGCUGGGUUUACUAGAAGAAAUGAGAGAUGAGCAACUUGCUCGCAUUAUUACAAGAAUACAAGCAAAUGCACGGGCUUUGCUUAUGAAUGCAGAAUAUCAGAAGUUGGUAGAGCGAAGAGAUGCCCUAAUGGUCAUUCAGUGGAACCUUCGUUCCUUCUUAGGUGUAAAAAACUGGCCCUGGAUGAAACUGUUUUUCAAAAUAAAGCCUCUUCUUAAAAGUGCUGAAGCUGAGAAAGAGAUGGCAAACAUGAAAGAUGAAUUCAACAAAAUCAAGGAUGCUCUUGAUAAAUCUGAAAGCCGGCGGAAAGAGCUGGAGGAGAAAAUGGUCACACUUCUCCAAGAAAAAAAUGAUUUACUUCUCCAGGUGCAGUCAGAGCAGGAUACACUGACUGAUGCUGAAGAGCGCUGUGAACAGUUAAUAAAGAGCAAGAUUCAGCUGGAAGCCAAGGUGAAAGAGCUGACUGAGCGGAUGGAAGAUGAAGAAGAGAUAAAUGCAGAACUUACAGCCAAAAAGCGUAAGCUAGAGGAUGAAUGUUCUGAACUCAAAAAAGACAUCGAUGACCUUGAGCUUACUUUAGCCAAGGUUGAAAAAGAAAAGCAUGCUACUGAGAAUAAAGUAAAGAACCUUACUGAAGAAAUGGCAUCCCAAGAUGAGAUUAUUAUGAAGCUCACAAAAGAGAAAAAGGCUCUACAGGAAGCUCAGCAGCAGACACUGGAUGACCUUCAAAGUGAAGAAGAUAAAGCAAAUUCCUUGACCAAAGCUAAAGCUAAGCUUGAGCAGCAGGUAGAUGAUCUUGAGGGGUCUCUAGAACAAGAAAAAAAGGUUAGGAUGGAUCUGGAACGUGCUAAGAGAAAGCUGGAGGGAGAUCUUAAACUGAUUCAAGAAAAUGUAAUGGAUUUAGAAAACGACAAACAACAGCAAGAAGAGAAACUGAAGAAAAAAGACUUUGAAAUAAGUCAGUUGAAUGGAAGAAUUGAGGAUGAGCAAACGGCAGUAGUGCAACUGCAAAAAAAAUUAAAGGAAAACCAAGCCCGGAUAGAAGAGCUGGAGGAAGAGUUAGAUGCUGAGCGGGCAGCCAGAGCAAAGGUUGAAAAACAACGAUCUGAUCUUGCUCGAGAGUUGGAAGACAUUAGCGAGCGACUUGAGGAGGCAGGUGGAGCCACAUCCGUUCAGGUGGAGCUCAACAAAAAAAGAGAAGCUGAGUUUCAGAAGUUACGCAGGGAUCUUGAAGAAUCUACACUUCAGCACGAGACGACAUCCGCAGCUCUGCGAAAAAAGCAUGCCGACAGUGUUGCAGAACUCGGAGAACAAAUCGACAAUCUUCAACGAGUCAAGCAAAAGCUAGAGAAAGAAAAGACAGAACUGAAGUUGGAGAUGGAUGACCUGGCCUCAAACAUGGAGAGUAUUGCAAAAGCCAAGGUGAAUCUUGAAAAGAUGUGCCGAACCCUGGAGGAUCAGCUAAAUGAGCACAGGUCAAAAAGUGAGGAGGCUCAGAAAGCUCUUAAUGACGUCUCAACUCAAAGAGCCAAGUUGCUAACUGAAAAUGGGGAACUUGCGAGGCAGCUGGAGGAGAAAGAAUGCCUGAUCUCUCAACUUACUAGAGGAAAGAGUUCCUACACCCAGCAACUAGAGGACAUGAGAAGACAACUUGAGGAAGAAGUGAAAGCGAAGAACGCACUUGCUCAUGCUGUGCAAUCUUCCCGUCAUGACUGUGACUUGCUGAGAGAACAAUUUGAGGAGGAGCAGGAGGCUAAGGCAGAGCUCCAGCGAGCCCUAUCCAAGGCAAAUACCGAAGUUUCAACAUGGAGGACUAAGUACGAAACAGACGGUAUUCAGAGAACAGAGGAAUUGGAAGAGGCCAAGAAAAAACUUGUUCAAAGGCUACAAGAAGCAGAGGAAGCAGUAGAAGCAGUUAAUGCAAAGUGUUCAUCUCUUGAAAAGACUAAGCAUCGCCUGCAAAAUGAGAUCGAAGAUCUUAUGCUGGAUCUCGAACGAUCAAAUGCAGCCUCAGCUGCUCUGGACAAGAAACAGAGAGCCUUUGACAAGGUCAUAGCAGAGUGGAAGCAGAAGUAUGAGGAGUCGCAGUGUGAGCUUGAGGGAUCUCAAAAGGAAGCACGGACCUUGAGUACUGAGAUUUUCAAACUGAAAAAUGCUUAUGAAGAAACUCUAGAUCAGCUUGAGACUAUCAAAAGAGAAAACAAGAAUCUUCAAGAAGAAAUAUCAGACCUGACAGAUCAGCUUGGCGAAGGAGGAAAGAGUGUUCAUGAGUUGGAGAAGCUUAGGAAACAACUUGAACAAGAAAAAGCAGAGCUGCAGUCUGCGCUGGAGGAAGCUGAGGCCUCUGUAGAACAUGAAGAGAGCAAGAUCCUUCGAUCACAGCUUGAGUUCAAUCAAGUGAAGGCUGACAUCGAAAGAAAGUUGGCAGAGAAAGAUGAGGAGAUGGAGCAAGCAAAGAGGAACUACCAGCGAAUGGUGGAAACUCUACAGACCUCUCUUGAGGCUGAAACGAGAAGCCGUAAUGAAGCAUUAAGAGUCAAGAAAAAGAUGGAGGGAGACCUUAAUGAAAUGGAAAUUCAGCUAAGUCAAGCAAAUAGACAAGCGGCCGAUGCACAGAAACAGCUAAAGGUGAUCCAGUCGUAUCUAAAAGACAAUCAGCUUCAACUGGAUGAUUCUAUACAUACUAAUGAAGAUCUUAAAGAGAACAUCGCUCUUUUGGAACGGAGGAAUAACCUCAUUCAGGCAGAGCUUGAGGAGCUGAGGGCAAUGCUGGAACAAACUGAAAAGUGUCGGAAACUAGCUGAGCAAGAACUUACAGAUGCAACAGAAAGGAUGCAGCUACUGCAUUCCCAAAACACUAGCCUCAUCAACCAAAAAAAGAAGCACGAGUCCGACCUGCUACAGCUUCAGAAUGAGAUGGAAGAGGUGAUACAAGAGAACCGCAAUGCUGAGGAAAAGGCCAAAAAAGCCAUAACUGAUGCAGCUAUGAUGGCUGAGGAGUUAAAAAAAGAGCAAGACACAAGUGCUCAUCUCGAGAGAAUGAAGAAAAACAUGGAACAAACUAUUAAAGACUUGCAGCACCGGCUAGAUGAGGCAGAACAAAUAGCUAUGAAGGGUGGCAAGAAGCAGCUCCAGAAACUGGAAGCUCGCAUCCGUGAACUUGAGAAUGAACUGGAAGGAGAGCAAAAACGAAGUUCAGAGUCUAUAAAAGGAGUUCGCAAGUAUGAGCGGCGCAUCAAAGAACUCACCUAUCAAACUGAUGAAGACCGCAAGAAUAUGGCAAGACUUCAGGAUCUGGUUGACAAGCUACAGCUCAAAGUCAAGUCCUACAAGCGCUCCGCUGAGGAAGCAGAGGAACAAGCAAAUGUUCAUCUGGCCAAGUUCCGGAAACUGCAGCAUGAGCUAGAAGAAGCAGAAGAGCGUGCAGAUAUUGCAGAAUCCCAGGUGAACAAGCUACGUGCCAAAACCAGGGAUGGUGUGCCUGGUAAAAAAUCCCAGGAUGAGUAA
Molecule: messenger RNA, 5808 nt
Organism: Trichomycterus rosablanca
Lineage: Eukaryota; Metazoa; Chordata; Actinopteri; Siluriformes; Trichomycteridae
Gene: myh6
Product: myosin, heavy chain 6, cardiac muscle, alpha
Exons: 1
Coding region: 1-5808 (1935 amino acids)
Cellular component (GO): myosin filament; myosin II complex; cytoplasm
Molecular function (GO): actin filament binding; ATP binding; microfilament motor activity
Source: RefSeq, a predicted model, not a curated record